UUGUCUUGACUUAUUUCCUGGAGGAAAAGGGCCUCAUCAAUUACUGUGAUCAUUUUGUGGUUUCUCUCUGUCUCUCCUCAGCUGUCCAGCGAAGGCCAUGGACCCGUCACUGAAGUCAGAGGAACCAUGUUCUACCCCUCCUCCCUACUUCCUACCAGUGGAGAGUGAACAGGGUGAUAAUGUAAUGAUCUACUCUCCCUUCAACCAUGGACCCCCUCCUACACCUAAAGAUGGCUGCAACUACAUCAGUCACACCCCCCUACCCAUACCAGGUCGUGCCAACCCCCCCAGACAGUGGCUUGUCCAGCACUAUGAGUCAAAGCUGGGGGAUUCUCCUGGUCUCAUCAGAUGUCCUUCCUGUCAGAGCCAGGUGAUGAGUGACGUAACACACCACGCUGGAACCUUCUCCUGGACCAUGUGUCUGGUCUUCAUCCUCUGUGGGUUAUUCCUAGGCUGCUGUCUGAUCCCGUUUUCCUCAGGAAUUUCAAGGACGCCUAUCACACCUGCCCUCGCUGUCACAUGGUCCUUCACAUCCACAGGAAGAGCUGCUGCCCCACGACCUCUGACCCCUCCUCCCUGA
This is a messenger RNA of Coregonus clupeaformis (lake whitefish), 580 nucleotides long. RefSeq names its product lipopolysaccharide-induced tumor necrosis factor-alpha factor homolog. Gene Ontology annotation, molecular function: zinc ion binding. The transcript is spliced from 4 exons. Bases 98 to 580 code for a protein of 160 amino acids. The record is from RefSeq and is a predicted model, not a curated record. Lineage: Eukaryota; Metazoa; Chordata; Actinopteri; Salmoniformes; Salmonidae.